CUGGCAGCAUUUAGACAACUAGCUGUUCUCAGUAUUCCUCAGUGUGUUGGUAUAUGCAAUAAGAAUGACGAAGAUCACGAAGGAACUGCUGCUACGGAAAGGAAAUCCACAAUGUGCUACACUUGGAGAAGUUAAAAAGAUAAACCUUUCCAAGCUACAAUUGAAAACAGAGGAUUUAGAUCCAGGUCUUUUUUCACAAAUGAAGAAACUAGAGGAAUUGGAUCUUUCGGAAAAUCUCCUUACAGAAAUUCCUAAUAAUAUCUCCCUUCCAAACUUACGAGUUCUCAACUGUGCUGCCAACCAGUUAGAGGAUGUGACAUCACUACAGCAGUUCCAGAAACUGGAGGAGCUGAGUUUUGAAGAUAACCUCUACAUGACUAUCAGUGAUAAUUAUAAGAUGAUGUUUCUUCUGCAAAAUCUCCAUCGUCUUAAUGGUAAAGAUGUGACAUCAACAGCCAAUCAUGUUAGAUUUGUGAACAGCAGAGAACUGGCCAGCAGGGUCACUGCAUACUGGCAAAAAAACUACAAAUCAAAAGCGGAGUCUCCUGAGACAGUAAAAGCAGUUGAAAAGGAGUUUGUGAAAUCAGCAGUUAAGCAAGUGAAAUAUGGCCCCAACUCACUGAGUGACUUCACUAAAUGGAGGGUGAAAAUGAUAGCUACUGAAUUUAUAGCAUCAUUACUGAAACCUGAGAAAAAGAUCUCUUUAGAUGUGGAAGGAGAAGAAGAUGACAGAAACAGUGCUAUUUCGGAAGGAAGUGACUCUGUAAAGAAAAAAGAUAGAAGUCAGCUGGAAAAAAGCUCCAGUUUGGUCACUUGUGGCUCAAAGAAGAAUAAAGAUACAGCUUGUAUCACCUUGGAUGAAAGUCCCAGAAAAAAGAAACGACUUCAGAGUUCUUACAGUUUCACAUCUAUGGGGGUCAAUCCAUGUAAUCCUCCACAGGUUCCAAACAUUGCUACACAUGUCCUGCUCCAAGAUUGUAACCUUGUACCAAGACUUAAGUCUGAGCAUCUGCAAUGCAAGAAAAGUACAGGUAGUUCAACCUCUGAGCUAAAAAAAGCCCCAGCCAAAGAAACAAGUGCAUCAUCUCCCAAAGUUUCCAUGCGAAUAAAAGCUAUGAAGGGGAGAGAUGGAAAAGAAGCACAGCCAAGAGAGGCAUUAAGAAAUGGGAAGGAUCAACCAAAUAAGCUGACAGCUGAUGCUGAGAAAUCCAAGCAAGGUGUAACCCUUCAACCAUUACACUUUCUUCAGUGCCACAGUAAGGAGAAUAAUCCAGAAGAUUUUAAAACUGCUCUCUGGUCUUGUGCUUUUGAACCUUUCCUCAGCCACAACCCAGACAAAAAUUGUGGUUCCACAUCAUCUCAGACAGCACCAGCAACAGUGGCUACUUGUGGAGGAGAUUCUGUUUGUUUGAUCGACUGUGAAACUGGAAAAGUGCUUAAAAAAUAUAAAAUCACUGGAGAGGAAUUAUUUUCAUUGGCUUGGACCACUCUGACAAUGAUAACAUCUGAAGGGCAGAAGAGAAAAUUCAAUGUACUGGCUGUGGCAGGGCGAAAAGGAAUUGUGAAACUCAUUCACACUCGCGCUAACAUUUGCUAUGGAGAAAUUAAAGCACACAAGAAGCCCAUUUCAACAAUUUGUUUUAGCCCGAAGCAAGAAACUUUCCUUUUCACGGGUUCUUAUGAUGAAAAGAUUAUCUUGUGGGACAUAGGUGUGCCAGACUGCGAUUAUACUUUCAGAGUCAGGCAACUCCUGGUUCUGGAAGCAGGUUCUACCACCCUUCGGAUUGUACCUGUUCCCAUUAAUCCUGACUGGUACCUUUUGACUGCAUGUGAAGAUGGCUGCUAUGCUUGGGAUAUCAACUUGAACAAACAACAGGGGAAAAGAUCAUUUGACCUGGAGUUCCAGUUCCCUGUUUUUCAGAAGGAGAAUGAAGAGACUGAUUUCCAUAUUGUGGAUGGUUUAUGUUUCUUGAAUGAUGAUGUUGUAGCAUCAAAAAGCUGUUUGCAAGGUUCCAUUUAUCUCUGGAGCUGGAGUAAGACUUUGGAGUCAAGACGGAAGAAACAAAGCAAGAAGGUGAAUGCUGUCAUUUUGGCAGAACUGGAGUGGGCAAGGACAGAUGUGCCAUAUAUUCAGAUUGCCUGCAGUUCAGAUAUGAAUUGCAUACUUUGUGGAGAUAAUACUGGAGCUGUUUGGAUAUAUGAUGUUGGUAAUCUUGAAGAUGCAGUUUCUUCUGGCAAACUAAUUACCCCUACAAAAAUUCUCAAGUGGCCAACUCCCAAAGUGAAAGGACAAGGAGACGUGUCCGGAGCAGUCAUUAACAAUUUAUGUGUAGACUCAAAGUUCAUUUACCUUGUCACACUGACUGACAAAAAUAUUGUCAUCAUCUGGAAGUGAACCUGAAAGAAACACUACAUCAGUAUAUUUUAAAAUGUGUUUUAAACGGAUAUGAAGAGAGGCAAUAGUGUGGACUGCCAUUUUUUUAUUUUUUUAAAGAAUGUUUUAUUCUUUUUAUUUUUGUACUGAGUAUUUUAUUCAGUUAUGCUGGAUUUUUUAUUUGACAUUCCAUGCAUACUUUUUUUCUUAAAUCGCCAGCUCAUCUUUACUGAGUGGACAAAUAAGCCACAGUUUAUUUUAUAACUUUAGUAAGUACUUGUAAAUAUUUAUGUGCAAAUUUUGACAAAUACAGUGAGCUUGAAAGGCAGCACAAUAGCAUUUUUACUUGUGAGAAAUAUUCUCCAUUGUCAACAAACCCCAAAAGUUCAAAAACAUCACCGUUUUGAUACAAAAUUAUGGUGAUGGUUCUUGUUUCUUUGGUUAUCACAUUUCAUAGCAUCCAUUAUUUUAAUUGUGUUUUUAUAACUGCUGUUUCUGGUUUCCAUUUAGAAUGUUGACCAUAGCAGUGAAGCGAGUCCUUUUUGGGUCUCUCUGCUAGUCUUUGUAUGAGAAAAUGUUUCUUAAACAUACUGAAGACCAGUGGUAUAGCUUGCAACAUUCAGUAUUAAUGAAAGGGAGCCCUCUACAGUAGUUAAUGAUUGGGAUUUCCACUUCUGAGGUUCGUUUUUCAUACAAGUAUUUUGAAUUUUUAGUUCUGCUAUUAUAGCGAUACACGUUUCCUGUAUCAUGGUGCUGUUGGCUACACGUUUCCAAAUUCUUUCUGCCAUUUCUGUAGUUUGUAUCUUGACCCUGCCAUUCGUUAUUGGAAAAUUCAUGCAGUCAGUUUGAGGUUUGUCUGCAGUCAUCAUGUUGUUUGACAGGACCCACAGUGGUGCUGCCUCUGUUGUCUAAGGAAAGACCAUAAUGUAAAAAAGUGCCGCAAAUGUCAGUUCUUUUUCCUGGCUAUUUGAAGGAGGGGAAGUAAAAAUCAGGGGCACCCUCACAUCUAAGGUGUCAGACAUGGAGGGUAGUUGACUCACGAAUCAGGCUGAUGAUCCUAAGCAUAGGCUGAGGAGGCUUGAGCCAGAACACAUGAAGAAGAUAAGGAGCGAGUCCAUAUGUCAUUCAAAUUCUCCACCAACUCCACUGAAAGGAUGGCUUCUGUCCCUUUGUUGAUGUGAACUCUUUCUGGAUUAGUGGAAUAUCAGCCUCAUGCCGUGCAUCUACCAGUGAUGAAGAAGAUGGUAGUAGUGAUGCUUCCCUUGUAGCAACCUUUGGAAUGAGGGCUGGAGCUUGGCAGUAUUACACAGUCAGUUGUAGAUGUGAGACUGGUUUGCCAGUGUGGGAUGGGCACUUGAAUCACCUGGCACAGUCUUUGAUCAAAUUUGAACUUCACAGGGCUUCUUUCAUCAUUGGUUUGGGCCUUGUCCUGCCACAGAGAGUGGAGGAAUGACCCAUUGUUCCUACUUUUGGUGAGCCUUCAGUCAUCCAUGAGGUAUAAGAUAUUAGAAAACACUUUUGUCUGUUGAUGGUAUGUGACCAAGGAAGUGUGGGUGCAUUCCAAUGGGAAAUGGUGUGUUAUUGGUACAAGUUCCAGCACAGGUUUAUUAAGGUGUGACAUAACUUUCGGCAUGUGCCUUCUCCCACACAGUGGGGCCUAUCCCCUGACCACCUCUGCUUUCUUCUAAUUACAAGGUGCAAACCUUUUUGGGUGACCACUUCUUAGUGGAUAUCCUCCUUAUACAAGUUUCUCAUGAGAUCUUAGAAGGCGUGUUAAAGAAAGUCAGUAAAUGAUUGCCAUUGAAAAGGGUCCCUGUGAAUUUGCACUAUUGUUUUAUCAUGUUUUCCUGUAGUACUGAAUUUGCAUGCAGGAGAUGUAGACUUUCCUUCAUAGUCCUUAAAAGCCUGUGUAAAUUAGGAUAACAGUUAAUGUUAAGUUGUCUAUCUCGCCUUCAUUCUUGCUGGAUGGGUUCGGAGCCGACCUCGGCUCCGA
Messenger RNA from Protopterus annectens (West African lungfish), 4367 nucleotides. RefSeq names its product leucine rich repeats and WD repeat domain containing 1 (gene LRWD1). Bases 65 to 2395 code for a protein of 776 amino acids. Gene Ontology annotation, molecular function: protein binding; chromatin binding. The transcript has 15 exons. Gene Ontology annotation, cellular component: nuclear origin of replication recognition complex. Gene Ontology annotation, biological process: establishment of protein localization to chromatin; chromatin organization. The record is from RefSeq and is a predicted model, not a curated record. Lineage: Eukaryota; Metazoa; Chordata; Ceratodontiformes; Protopteridae.